CCGGGAAACUGGAGUGGGAAAGACUGCUGCGAGAGCAAGGGGAAAAAGUGAGACAGGCCAAAGUGUCAGAGCCUCUCUAUUUGUUGGCCCUGGAGGAGGGGCCGGGGGAGGAAGGUGGUGACUAUGCUAAUGGAUUCAGAGGAAGUGAGGGAAGACUAGAGGAAUGUGUUGGAGAUUUCAGGGAGAGUUCAGCUGGGAACGUGAUAUCUGCCAAAAGAAGAGAAACAGAAGGACUGAUCCGCACACUAAACACAUGAAAACAUGCCUCAUUUCACUGUGGUACCAGUGCAGGAUAACUCACCGUCCAACUAUGAUAGCCUGGAAGGAAUAAACUGGGUUGAUUACCGGGACACAGGACAGGGAGAAUACCCUGGACAUGGAGACACAGUUAGCUCAGAUGGUCAUGGUAAUCAUAAAGAAGACAGUCCCUUCCUCAGCAGUUCAGACUCAGCAUCAAAGAGGAAUGACUUCUACGACAGAAACCUGGCCCUGUUUGAGGAAGAGCUGGACAUCCGGCCGAAGGUCUCGUCUCUUCUCAGCCGCCUGGUCAAUUACACAAAUGUUACUCAGGGUGCCAAAGAACAUGAAGAGGCAGAAAGUGCAGAUGCAUCCAGACGACAAGCACCCAAGUCUCCAAAUAUGGGCACGCUAAUGGGAGUUUACCUGCCGUGUCUGCAGAACAUCUUUGGUGUGAUUCUGUUUCUGCGUCUCACCUGGAUAGUAGGAACAGCAGGUGUCGUCCAGUCCUUCCUCAUCGUUCUCAUGUGCUGUUCCUGCACAAUGUUGACAGCAAUCUCGAUGAGUGCCAUAGCCACCAAUGGUGUAGUUCCAGCUGGUGGGGCUUAUUUCAUGAUAUCUCGCUCUCUGGGCCCUGAGUUCGGUGGUGCUGUUGGUCUCUGUUUUUAUUUAGGUACAACCUUCGCUGCUGCCAUGUACAUAUUGGGAGCAAUUGAAAUAUUUCUGAAAUAUCUGAUUCCUCAGGCUGCCAUAUUCCAUCCAGCAGAUAUUCACGCAGGAAACGGUGCAAUGCUGAAUAACAUGCGGGUUUAUGGCACAAUAUGUUUAAGCCUCAUGGCUGUGGUUGUUUUUGUGGGGGUCAAAUAUGUCAACAAAUUAGCCUCGCUGUUCCUAGCCUGCGUCAUAAUCUCCAUUGUUUCUAUCUAUGCUGGAGCGGUCAAGUCCAUCUUCCACCCUCCUGAGUUUCCGAUCUGCAUGUUAGGAAACCGGACAUUGGUUCGUGAUUUGUUUGAUGUUUGUGGGAAGACGGUAGUUGUCGGUAAUGAAACGGUCCCCAGCAAGUUGUGGAAGAACUUCUGCACCUCUGAUAACAUCAGCAGUGCUCACUGUGAUGAGUACUUCUUCCACAACAAUGUUACAGAGAUCAAGGGCAUUCCUGGGCUGGCCAGUGGCAUCAUUAAAGAAAACAUGUGGGGGGAUUACAUGGAGAAAGGACAGAUUCUAGAGAAGGCAAAACUGCCCUCUGUUGAUGUCCAUGGUUCCAUGGAGACAUUUGGCUUCUACGUGUCUGCUGACAUCGCUACAUCCUUCACCCUUUUAGUGGGGAUAUUUUUUCCUUCUGCCACAGGAAUUAUGGCAGGAUCAAACAGAUCUGGAGAUCUAAGAGACGCACAGAAGUCUAUACCAAUUGGGACGAUUCUGGCCAUAACAACGACCUCUCUUGUCUAUUUUAGCUCUGUGGUUUUGUUCGGAGCCUGUAUUGAGGGUGUGGUGCUCAGAGAUAAAUUUGGAGAUGCAGUGAGUAAAAACCUAGUAGUUGGCACACUGUCCUGGCCCUCACCCUGGGUCAUUGUGAUUGGCUCCUUCUUCUCCACCGUGGGUGCAGGUCUUCAGUCCCUGACCGGAGCUCCUCGUCUCCUGCAAGCCAUCGCUAAAGAUAACAUCAUUCCUUUCCUCAGAGUCUUUGGACACGGUAAAGCUAAUGGAGAACCCACAUGGGCCCUGCUGCUGACAGGACUCAUAGCAGAGCUUGGCAUCCUCAUUGCAUCACUGGAUAUGGUCGCUCCUAUUCUCUCCAUGUUUUUCCUGAUGUGUUAUCUAUUUGUAAACUUGGCAUGUGCAGUACAAACACUAUUAAGGACACCAAACUGGAGACCGCGGUUCAGAUAUUACCAUUGGGCUCUGUCUUUUCUGGGCAUGAGUAUGUGUUUAGCCCUUAUGUUCAUCUCCUCUUGGUACUAUGCCAUUGUAGCGAUGGGCAUUGCCGGAAUGAUCUACAAGUACAUUGAGUAUCAGGGAGCAGAGAAGGAAUGGGGUGAUGGGAUCCGUGGUUUGUCUCUGAGCGCCGCCCGCUACUCUCUGCUUCGCCUGGAGGCUGGACCACCCCACACCAAAAACUGGAGGCCUCAGCUGCUGGUUCUGUUGAAGUUGGAUGAGGAUCUGCAUGUAAAGUAUCCCAGAUUGCUUACCUUUGCCUCACAGCUGAAGGCAGGGAAAGGCCUCACCAUUGUAGGAUCUGUGAUUCAGGGAAACUUCCUGGAAUGCUAUGGGGAAACACAAGCCUCAGAACAGGCGAUCAAGAACAUGAUGGAGAUAGAGCGAGUGAAGGGCUUCUGUCAGGUGGUGGUCGCCUCUAAAGUCAGAGAAGGGAUUGCGCACCUCAUCCAGUCCUGUGGUCUGGGAGGCAUGAAGCACAACACUGUUGUUAUGGGCUGGCCAUAUGGCUGGAGACAGAGUGAAGACCCACGGGCUUGGAAAACCUUUAUUAAUACAGUCCGCUGUACCACAGCUGCACACCUAGCUUUGAUGGUGCCAAAGAAUGUGUCAUUCUAUCCCAGCAAUCAUGAGCGUUUUACUGAUGGAUAUAUUGAUGUCUGGUGGAUUGUGCAUGACGGUGGAAUGCUCAUGCUCCUGCCUUUCCUUCUCAAACAACACAAGGUGUGGCGUAAAUGUAAGAUGCGAAUCUUCACUGUGGCUCAAAUGGAUGAUAACAGUAUUCAGAUGAAGAAGGAUCUGGCAACCUUCCUAUACCAGCUCAGAUUAGAAGCAGAGGUGGAAGUGGUCGAGAUGCACGACAGCGACAUCUCAGCAUAUACGUAUGAGCGGACACUGAUGAUGGAGCAGAGGUCACAGAUGCUGAAACAAAUGAGGCUCUCCAGUGCAGAAAGAGACAGAGAGGCCCAGCUAGUGAAAGACAGACACUCACUGAUAAGGAUGGGCAGUUUAUACUCGGAUGAAGAAGAGGAAACCAUUGAGAUAUUACCAGAGAAAAACCAGAUGACCUGGACUAGUGAAAAGAUAGAAGCAGAGAGACGUAACCGAAACAACGCACCAGAAAACUUCAGAGAGCUAAUAAGCAUUAAACCUGACCAGUCUAAUGUCCGGCGGAUGCACACAGCUGUGAAGCUGAAUGAGGUUAUUGUCAACAAAUCCCAUGAUGCCAGACUUGUGCUGCUAAAUAUGCCAGGACCUCCACGCAAUCAAGAGGGAGAUGAAAACUAUAUGGAGUUUCUCGAGGUAUUAACUGAGGGGCUAGAACGAGUGCUGCUUGUAAGAGGUGGAGGUCGUGAGGUCAUCACCAUCUACUCUUAAAAGGCCAAAGGUCAACAAAUGAACCACUCUUACUACGUGUUGUUGCUGUAAACUAUAGUGGAAAGCUGUAUUUAAAAAAAUUGCAAACUAUACCAGCCUAAAUUUUAUGGAUUUUGUUUUUUUAAUUAAAGUGCACUAUUUGAUAAAAGAAUUACACUCUAAAUCAGGGGUGCCCAAAAUCGGUCCUGGAGGGCCGGUAUCCAGCAAAGUUUAGUUCCAACCCCAAUCAGACACACCUGGGCUAGCUAUUAAGCCCUUUCUAGGUUUUCUAGAAACAUCUAUGCAGGUGUGUUGCGGCAAGUUGGAGCUAAAAUCUGUAGGACACCGGCCCUCCAGGACCAAGCUUGGGCAUCCCUGCACUAAAUACUUCACUGGCAUGUUUGAGCUGUGUCAGAUUAUGAACUUACCAACGCACACCAUAACAAUGAGAAUCACAUUGGAAUUUUUACCAUGUUUACAACACAAAAUAGAUGAGGAUUCCAGCAACAACAAGUCUUACGUUCAAUAUGGUGUUGACAAAAUCCCCUUUUGCUGCCAGUGGUGAACAGAUACCACGUUAAGAAAAAACAUAUCUUUGUAAUAUAUACAAUAACAUGCACAUCAUUUUCUGUAUAUUAUGAUUAAAUUUAAAAGAGCACACAUGAUUAUAAUGACUUCUGAAAGCCAAGUAACAAUCUAAUGCUUUCUGAUCAAAUCUAAUACUGUAAAUCUGGACACAAACUAGUAUUUCCAUUUGAGUGUUUUUAUUUAUUUUGUCUUCAAUAUUUAUUUGUAGGAUCUCCCCCAUUGUAUUUAAAGUAAGUUCGCAUUUUAAAAGAACCAAAGGAGCUAGAAUGGGAUGGAUAUUUGGAUAUAAAUAGUUUUUAUUUUGUCAGGGUUUGUCAGUUAUAACUGCAUUGUAUCACUUUUAUAAGAUAACAGAGAUUAUUUGUAAAUGAACAAAUCAUUUUCAACGUUUUAUUAUUCUAGACAACACAACUCACAUUGAGAAGCAGACAUUUUGGAUGUGAAUAGAUAAAGUCUUUAUUCUUUUUCUAGGGUAUGAUUACUGUACAGAAAUAUAUACAUUUGUUAUACAAAUAGAAAAAUAUACAGAAGGAUGUGCUGACUAACAACAUUUAUAUCUGUAAUAUAAGGGCAGUUAUUUGUUAAUGGUUGUAUUUCAUCUGUACAGUGUUACAUGUUGAAGAGGAAGAUUAAACACUUCAUAUAAC
This is a messenger RNA of Danio rerio (zebrafish), 4763 nucleotides long. NCBI's taxonomy places the organism in Eukaryota, Metazoa, Chordata, Actinopteri, Cypriniformes, Danionidae. The record is from RefSeq and is a predicted model, not a curated record.